UUACCUGUAUAUAAUAAAGACUUUAGGCUCGUGGCCCUGAGGUAAACAACAGCUGAGGUGGGACUCGGCCUCAGAUGAGAUGUUGGGUUUUGCAACAGUGACAGUUGUUGCACCAAUACAGCUUGAGGCGGAAGACAACAGCUAUUUGAGUGGCUGUUAUAUCUCUUCUUUUGCGAGUGGAAACAACGAGAGAGCAUCUCACGUUGUUGUCAUCACCUGUGCCGGGUCGCACCUCACCUCACCCAUCGGUCGCAUCAACAAUGAGAAAAGAAGCGGCGGCCACAGUAGCAGUAGGAGUGUGUGGGUAGACCUGCAGACACAGCCUCAUGUGAUGCUUCAGUCUGUCACAAUACUCCAGAAAAAUGUUUCUCUGAGUGAAGUGAACCUCGUUCUUUACGACUCCCGGGAGAUAAGCGAGUCGGAGCUCGUAGGUAAAAAGUUUCUCUACGAGGAAGAGAAAGACCACGGAAACGAUAUAGUGCCGUAUUUUGUACACUGCGUCCAGCGAGAGAGUCGUGACCAUGAAACACGGGUAUCGAGGACGAGAGAAAGUUGGACUAAAUUACUAUUAUUGAUAAUCAGAUCAUUCCUUGUCUUAUCGUGGCUGCCAAAAAUUGCUCUAGGAAGUCUACAUUCAGUGUUAGUUAAGAGAUUCGAUUAUUCAAGUAGCGCCCUGCAGCAGCUGCUUCUGCGGAUCACUCAGAUAGAGACGUUAGAAGAAGAGGUGAGAGAACAGAAGAGGACCUUACUAAGUGGCCGCCUGCUUACCAUGAUUGUUGUGGACAUCUUGACAGGAAUCACUGUUGCUUGCAUCAUCAGUCACUAUGCUUCUGUAAAUGACAUAUAUACAUAUUUCUGUAGUUGGACAAAGUUGUUGGCUGGGAGUGUUGAGCGUCUCCUGCAGUGGCUGAGUGGUGUACCGGCUGGACUUAAGCUCAACCAACCUCUCACACAAGCACUGUCUGCAUUCUUCUCCUACCAUGUUCAUCUCUGGAGACUGUACUUGGAACUGGCCGACCCGCUGUUGAGAAGUUUAGCCUGGGUGCUGGUAUGGCUGGGGAUGUGUGGAGCGUCGGUGCAAGUGGCCAUUCUGUCGGACCUCUUAGACCUGGCCACCCUGCAUCUCUACUGCUUCUAUGUGUAUGGUGCAAGAAUACACAUGUUGCAAAUAUCACUCCUCGGCUCUCAGUGGCGUGCAUUUCGCGGCCGAAAGUGGAAUCCUCUGAAGCAGCGAGUGGACAGUCACGACAAAGGGGGCCACGUAUCCCUCACGAGGGUCCUGACAGCGGUGGUGUUUACGCUGGUCAUAUUCCUCCUACCAACCACUACCAUCUACUACCUGGUGUUUGUCCUGUUGAGAGUGGGACUGAACCUGAUGCGAGGAGCGAUGUCAUUAACUGUGUGGCUCCUCAACAUUAAUCCACUGUACUUGGUCCUGCUCAACCUGUCUGCCUCCAACAGAGUGAAAGGUGACAUAUACUUCUCAACUGUUUCUGCCCCGGAGGUUAACAAACACAGUGUAUGUCCAGUCGCUGCCCCACUGGUCCUUCACCUACACACGUGGCCCACUGCCCUCAGUGAGGUGCUCGUACACGCCCACACUGAUGACUUCCCUCCCAAGCCUUCACCAGACUGGAAGUUAAUAUUCUCAAGUAUUAUGUUUGGUGAAAAUUUGUUGUAGGCAUUGUAGAGUCUUGGACAAAAGUUGCCUCCCCAUGGUGAAACCGGGUCACGAGAAUGAGUCUCCAAACUUACUUACUUAUCCUGACCGUCAUCUGGUGAGGGUGUGCCGUCUUAUCUUGUUUGGGAUCAAUACUGUUUCAGUUUGGGAGAGAGCAAACUUUUGACCCCAACUGUACAGUACAUGGUAUGAUGUCAAUUGGUUCAAGUUGUCGUGCUUCAGAUAGUUUCAGUCUGUGGCACGAGGACGACACCUCCAUGAGUACAUUUGACUAAAACUCCUGUCUGAUGUCUUUCUGAUUUCCUUCUCAACUUUAAAAAAAAACUACGAAAUUAAAA
Molecule: messenger RNA, 2019 nt
Organism: Homarus americanus (American lobster)
Lineage: Eukaryota; Metazoa; Arthropoda; Malacostraca; Decapoda; Nephropidae
Gene: PIG-Q
Product: phosphatidylinositol N-acetylglucosaminyltransferase subunit Q-like
Exons: 8
Coding region: 80-1681 (533 amino acids)
Biological process (GO): GPI anchor biosynthetic process
Cellular component (GO): endoplasmic reticulum; membrane
Source: RefSeq, a predicted model, not a curated record